UGGGUUGUUGUUUCCUAUCCGCCAUUUUCCAGUCGCCAUUGAAAGGUGAAAACUUCACUAAAUGUCGGUGAUGAUUUUAAGAUUUUGAGUGGUUUCUUUAAGAUUGAACCCGUUAUUAGUGUUGUGAUAUGAAAAUGAAGUGCCCCGGACUACCAUGACGCAUCAAAAUCACCAAACAAACGGUGCAAGUCUCGAGGAUUGCCACACGAACUUCUUCGCCUUGACGGAGCUCUAUGGCAUAAAAUGGCGUAAGCUCGUAUGGGGGGAGACGAAUGGCGGCGGAGACGGGGAGGAGGGUGGUGCGCCGCUGGCUGACCCUGUGAUCAGCAGCUAUGCGCGCUGCCUAGCUGGCGACAUCCUGUGCGUGUGGCGGCGAGUGCCAGCGCCGCCACCGCCCGACAAUAUCUAUGAGAUGAGCACGCCCGUCCCGCCGCCUCUCUCCCUCCGAGCCGCUAAAGAGCUAUGGAUUUUCUGGUAUGGCGAAGAACCUGACCUCAAUGGUCUCGUUGCACCGGAAUUAAUUGCAAGCCAAGGUGACCAGGGAUCGUGGGAGAGUGGACUCUCGUAUGAAUGCCGCUCGCUGCUGUUCAAGGCUCUUCAUAACCUUAUUGAAAGAUGCCUACUGUCGCGGGACUUCGUGAGGCUCGGAAAAUGGUUCGUCCAACCUUACGACGGCGACGAAGAAGAAGUCGGCAAGAGUCCAUGGCACCUUUCAUUCUCGUUCGCGUUCUUCCUGCACGGCGAGAGCACGGUGUGCGCGUCCGUGGACGUGCGACAACACCCCCCCGUGAGGACGCUCACCGCCAAGCGACUCGCCAAGAUCAACUCGCCCGACAACCAGGCUGAUGCCAAAGUGAUCCUGGCUCCUUUUGGUCUAGAAGGCACGUUGACGGGCCGUGAGUGGAGCGAUGCGGACGCUGGUACGGCGCGACUGUUGGAUGCCUGGCGACAGCUCUACCCCUUGGAGCAAGGCUGUGGCGCUGUCGAGGUGGUGUGUGGCGGCGCGCGCAUGCGCUACCCGUGGCCGUACGUGCUGGUGACGCACAUGGAGGCCGGCGCUGCGCCCGCGCAACACGACCCCGCGCACGCACGCGCACUCGCCGCGCUCACCACGCCCGCGCCGCACAAGCCACCCGAGAUCUGCUACGGUGAGGCUGCGGGCGAUAAGACCGAAGACUUCAUCGAUCCCACCAGAAAAACUCCUUGUACCUGUGCGAAAUGGCGGCGCCGGCGCGCGGCGCGGCCGCCCCCCUUCCACCGCCGCGCGCCUCGCCCGCCGCGCCUCGCCACACACAGCGCUGCGCCGGGUCCGGGCGCCGCGUGUUCCCCGGCCAGCUGUGGCGGAGGCUCCCCUGCGCCGGGCGGCUCUGCCCCACCUUCAGCUGGGGCACCACCACCUUCGCCCCAUCACCAGCCCUUGCCUAAUCACCAGUCAACGGGCAUAGUACCAACGACACUCCAUACGCCUGCGCCGACGCCGGACCCGCACGCUCCACCGACGCCCGCGCCACCAUCGUUACCGCCGCCCAAAACUUAUACGCAGGCGGGGUCCCCGGGCGAGGCGUGGGCGUGGCGGCGACCGGUGCUGGCUGCGCCGGCGCCGCGCGCGGACCCGCUCGAGGACGAACACGCGCUGCACAUGCUCUACGACUACACCACCGUGCACGCUUGGUUGGAGCACCCUGUGAAGCGGUUCAAGUCGUCGCAGAACAGUUUCCGCGAGGAGAUGGCGCUGGGCGCCGGCGCAGCUGGGGACCUCUACGCAGGCCACGACCACACCAAGAUGGCCGCCAUGCGGGACUCGCAACAAGACCUCAAACAGGAGAAAAUCGACCAAAACGAGGAUACAAAAGAGUACAAGAAUCUAUUCACGUCGGACGGUCUAUGUCCGACGCUAAAGGACUUAGAGCAAAUUUUCGACAACUCAGACGACGCGGCCAGCGGCGAUGAGACGUUGCAGGUAGCGACGCCGCCCGACGCGGGCAAGUGCGGCGAGGAGUCGCGCUGCGGGCGGGGCUGUCCGCGCGCUGAGGAGCUCAGCAAGAUGUUCCCCACGCCGCCCAGCAUGGAGGCGCACGCCCAGGCCUCGCCCGGCUUCUCGCUGCCCGACGACGCCACGCCGCUGCGCGCCGGCUCCCCGCCGCCCGACCAGGCCAUCGAGGACUGGUCCUACGUGUUCAAGCCGCCCACGCUGUACAAGUACGUGGGCUCCUCCAAGUACGCGCCGCUCACGACGCUGCCCAGCCAGCUGCUGCCGCCCGUCACGCUGCCCGCGCACGCCGUGUACCGGCCGCGCUACCAGGACCACGACCACGAACACGACCAGCCCAAGCCCAGGGGGGACGACGACGCUGACGCCGCGCGCCCGCAAACUGGCGUCAAGCGCUCGGCGCCGCCUACGCCGGAAAGCAGAGAUGCGCGGCCGCGACGGCCUUGUGACACCGCGCAGCCCGGCUCCGGGCCGGGGGCGCGCGGCAGCACGACGACGUCGACGUCCUGCGUGCCGGUGGCCCGGUCGAGCCGGCGCGCCCCCGACGCGCCCCCGGCGGCGCCGCACGCGGCCUGCCCGCUCAUGCUCAACGUGUUGCUGGCAGACACCGUGCUCAACGUCUUCCGGGACCACAACUUCGACAGCUGCACGCUCUGCGUUUGCAAUGCUGGACCCAAGGUUGUGGGCAACAUCCGCGGAGCAGAUGCAGCGACGUAUCUGUCUGGCUGCACGGGUAUGGGCGGGGGCGGGGGCGCAGGGGGCGCGUCCCCCGCGUCGGCGGACGAGGAGCCCUCACACUGCACCUGCGGGUUCAGCGCCAUACUCAACCGACGCCGUGCGCAUCGUGCCGGACUCUUCUACGAGGACGAAAUGGAGAUCACGGGUCUGGCCGAAGAGCCAGGACAGUCCGGUUGCGGCGCGGGGCUGGGCGAGGUGGCGCGCGUGGUGCUGGCGCAGAGCGCGGCGCCGGCGGGCGGGCCGGCCUCCGCCUUGGCGCGCGCCGCCUCCCUCGCCGCCAGCCAUCCGCCCGCUGACGAGCUGCGGCUCAACCUGCUAGAGUACACGGACGGCGGCACGGCGGCGGCGCGCGCGCUGCGUGCGUCGGUGAGCGGGGGCGGCGGCGCGCUGGGCCCGCUGAGCGCGCCGCCCGCCGCCGCCGGCGCCGUGCAUCGCUGGCCCUUCAUCGGCGCACGCGCACCGCGCUCCUCCCGCGACGUUGUCAGAUUAAUGCGGCGAUUAAGACCUCUAUUACAAGACGCCAUCCAGAAGCGUUGUUGUGGUGCGCGCAUGUGGGACGGAGUGACGGGCCCCCUGACGUGGCGCCAGUUCCAUCGGCUGGCGGGGCGCGGCAACGAGGACCUCUGCGAGCCCCAGCCCGUGCCGCCGCUACUCGUGGGUCACGACCGCGACUGGAUCUCGCUCUCACCCUACGCGCUGCGGCACUGGGAGCGCCUGGCGCUGGAGCCCUACUCCUAUGCGAGGGACGUGGCCUACGUCGUGUUGGCCGCCGACUGCGAUGCUCUCACAGAACCGCUUCGAGCUUUCUUUCGCGAGUUAUCUGCUGCCUACGAAGCUUGUCGUCUGGGCCGACAUCAGCCGAUCUCGCGGCUGGCACGCGACGGCCUGGUGCGGUGCGGGCCCAGCUCGCGGGCCGAGCGCGACGAGUGGACGGGCCCUCUACCUCCCGGCCGCCUGGCGUCGCAGCUGCGCGCCUACGGCGACACACUGCGCGGCUCCCUGCUGCCGCAGCUGGCGGCGCUGUCGCUGGACAAAGCGCUGCUGGAGCCCGCGGAGCGCGCCGAGCGCACGGAGGCCAUGCGGCCGCCGUCCACGCCGGAGCACCCCGGCACGCCCGGCGGCGCGAGCGGUGCGGGCGGCGCGGCCGAAGCAGACGCGGAGCCGGCGGCGGGCGCGGCGGCCAGCGCGGCGGGCAGCAGCGCGGGCGCCUGGGACGACGACGAGGCGGGCGCGCCGGCGCUCGUGCUCUACGUCGUGGAGCCGCCCGCCGCGCGCGCCCACCGCCCGCGGGCGCUGCACGCGCUGCUGCGCCUCGCCGCGCGCGUCAUGGACCAUCUGCACCACCACAACCCGCUCGUCAAGAUCAUCUCCCUGGAGAGCGUGUGCGCGCGGUGGGGCCUGGGUUGCACGUCGGAGAGCGGUAGCUCGGGCAGCGCUGCGGCGGGCGCAGGCGGGGGCGCGGGGGGCGCGGCCGACGUGCGUGCGCUGGCCUUCAGCGUGUUCAGCGGGGCUCGCCGCCUGCUGCAGCAUCACGCCAACGGCAAGUCCCUCACCGGCUUCGGCACCGCCGCCGACGCAAACCUCUUCAUACAGGGCAAAGACGAAAAGAACCGCGAGCCAUACAAGUUAUUCUCCCCGGCGUGGGUGCUGGCGGCGCCGCGCGCGCUGAAGGAGGUGGCGGAGACGUGGGGGCAGGGCGGCGGCGAGCAGGGCGGCGUGCUGUUCCUGGCCUACUGCCUCAGCCACGACCAGCGCUGGCUGCUCGCCGCCGCCACCGACGCGCGCGGCGAGCUACUCGACACCGCCGCCAUCAACAUACACGUGCCGCACAGGUCACGGCGACGGCGGAGUGGUCCGGCGCGGCGGUUGGGGCUAACCAAACUUAUGGACUUUACUCUCGGAGUCAUGAGCCAGGCCGCGCAACCCUGGCGGCUAGUCGUCGGCCGAGUCGGACGCAUCGGACAUGGGGAACUGAAAGGCUGGAGCUGGCUGUUGUCCCGCAAGCACCUGGUGCGUGCGUCGGCGACGCUGCGCGAGAUCUGCGGCAGCUGCACCGUGCUGUACCCGGGCGGCGUGCCCUGCAUCCUGUCGGCCUGCCUCGUGUCCACCGAGCCCGACUCCUGCCUGCGCCUCAUGGCCGACCGCUUCACGCCCGACGAGCGCUUCUCGCAGGCCUCCAUACAGUCGCACCUGCACACCCCGCGCGACGUCACCGCCACGCACAUACUCGUCUUCCCCACCUCCGCUACCACGCAGUCAAAUCAGAUGCCUUUCGAGCCACCCAUGGCGAACGGCGAGGACAGCGAUAUGAUGUUCUUAAACGUGGACAUGGGUGAUGAGGAUAUGGGGGAAGACAACAUGACGGACUUGUUGAUCGGCGACAUGUUCAACAACAUGUGGGCCGCCGGCAGCCCGCGUCGCACGGACGACGACCCGGCCGGCAGCCCGCAGGCCCAUCACCAUCACCAGGCUGCCUUCCACCACCAGGACGAUAACACCACUGAGGCGGUGGGUGCGCUGCUGCAGCAGCCCCUGGCGCUGGGCUACAUGGUGUCGACGGCGCCGCUGGGCGCCAUGCCGGCGUGGUGGUGGGCGGGCUGCGCGCAUCUGCGCGACGCCUGCCCCGCCUUCCUGAAGACGGCGCUGCACCUGCACGCCGGCUCGCUGCAGGCCGCCGACGACUACACGUCGCUCACGCAGCGCCGCGACCACAACACGCACCCGCUCGACUCGCAGACCACCACCGACGUGCUCAGGUACGUGCUGGAGGGCUACAACGCGCUGUCGUGGCUGGCCCUGGACGGCAGCACGCACGACCGCGUGUCGUGCCUGCCGCUGCACGUGCAGGUCCUCAUGCAGCUCUACCACACCGCGGCCGCGCUGGGCUAG
Spodoptera exigua (beet armyworm) is the source of this 5617-nucleotide messenger RNA. The record is from the annotation of a GenBank genome assembly. Lineage: Eukaryota; Metazoa; Arthropoda; Insecta; Lepidoptera; Noctuidae.